This is a messenger RNA of Aphanomyces invadans, 624 nucleotides long. RefSeq lists its product as hypothetical. The coding region runs from base 1 to 624 and encodes 207 amino acids. Lineage: Eukaryota; Oomycota; Saprolegniomycetes; Saprolegniales; Verrucalvaceae. The record is from RefSeq and is a predicted model, not a curated record. The transcript is spliced from 2 exons.
AUGAGUGUCGCAGGUCUGACUGACGGGGACUCGUCUUGCACAUAUGCGAGCAAGCCCAAGAGAGCGAAAUCACUCAGGCAAUUGACUACACAUCUGUCGACAACCAUGGCUGCAAGUGCGUCGACUCUUCCAAGAACUGCCCAUGAAAUUCUCGGCAUCAUGAAGGCGCUGAAGCUCGAUGACGUUGCAAGGCACUUCGACAAAGAUGACGAUGACAUCGACCCCUACGUCGUUUGCGAAGGAGUCUCUGUCGAUGCAUUCAAUGCGUAUGUUGGAGAUGGCGAAGGACUACGGGUUGCACUUCGAUUUCUCGACCUCAGUGGUGAUGAACGCAUCUUCAUUGUCGAGCUCCCAACAAGAGUGCAUGAGAGCACAUCAGAAAAAUUCAAGACCAAAUUUCUUAGUGCGUCAGGAAAUGAAGGCGAAGUUGCACAAGACCGACCAACAACGAGUGGGAAAUUUCGACGACGCAACGGCCCAAAUCCACCUGCUGUCGAUGUUAUGUUCGACAUGCACCGCAUCUUGUCGAUCCCUGCGCACCAAGCUCUCCCUGGCGGAGUGAACCCAGUCAUUGUUGUCAACCUGCGCACCGUCAUGGAUCAAGUCAUCGAUUGCCUUUGUUAA